AUGGCAUCACAGGAAGAAACAGCGACGAAAGCAGACGCAUCUGCAAUCGAGCCUUCAACACCAGAAAUCUUCCCUCCAGACGAGGAGAAAAAGCUACUUGAAGAGUCCAACACGGAGAAAGCUUCAGCGAACAAAACCUUCACAUCCGGCGAAUACAACGGCGCGAUACAAGGCUACGAAAAAGCCCUAGCAGUAUGCCCCUCCUACCUCGAAUACGACAUCGCCGUCCUCCGCUCCAACAUCGCAGCCUGCCACCUCAAGCUCUCAGAAUGGAAAGAAGCCGUAGAAUCCGCGACCCAAGCACUUGAAGCACUAGACCGAAUAGAUCCGCCAUCACAAAAAGACUCCGGAAAAGAUGGCGAGAGCGAAACAACAGGCGGCGGCGCAAUCGCCGAAAUCGACGACACAACCGAACUCUACCUCUCCGCCCUCACCCGAACGCACCACACCAUAAACGACGUCCACAAGCUCCGCACAAAAGCCCUCCUCCGCCGCGCAAAAGCCCGACAUGAAGUCGGCGGCUGGGCCUCGCUCCAAGGCUCCCUAGAAGACUACCAAGCCCUUUCCAAACCGCCCCACCAGCUCUCGAGCCUCGACCAGAAAGCCGUACAAGCCGCAUUAAGGAAGCUACCAAGUGAGUUGGAUGAAGCGAAGAAUACGGAGAUGGCGGAUAUGAUGGGCAAGUUGAAGCAGUUGGGGAAUGGGAUACUUAAGCCGUUUGGGUUGAGUACGGAGAAUUUUCAGUUUACGAAGGAUGAGGGGGGUGGGGGGUAUAGUAUGAAUUUUAAUCAGGGGGGGAAGUAG
This is a messenger RNA of Alternaria ventricosa, 804 nucleotides long. RefSeq lists its product as uncharacterized. The record is from RefSeq and is a predicted model, not a curated record. The coding region runs from base 1 to 804 and encodes 267 amino acids. Gene Ontology annotation, molecular function: protein binding. The transcript has a single exon. NCBI's taxonomy places the organism in Eukaryota, Fungi, Ascomycota, Dothideomycetes, Pleosporales, Pleosporaceae.